GGUCAUUUCCAGCAAUAGCCUCGUUGCGGCAGACAAAACGUUAUGUAAGCAAUCACCCUAAUCCUCACCCUGCGAAAAUAAAAUUUUCCGUCUCACCACUUGGUUCAUGUAUAAGGUUUCCUAAAUUGGUAUGAGAUAAGACUGAUAAUACUUUGAAUACCCAGUACAUUCGUGCUAGCACAUUGAUAAGAAACUAUUGAACCUUAACUACCAUCCUUGGUACCAUCCCAACAUUGCUUAGUUUGGAAACGCAUGGCUGUUGAAGUAUAAUAAGCAUCAACACUUAUAUUUCAUAACGGGGUGAUGUCAGCGAAAAGUUUACCUAAUCUAGUAGAGUCAAUUAAGUUGGACUCUGCAGCCACCCCACCGAAUUCUAAGACAGAUAACCCGAAAGCCUUGCCAAGGGAAUUCCUCCCGGCCGAUGCAGGUGAUAAACUGGAACCUUCUGACCCUGAGGAUGAUAGUACUGGGAAAUUACCCCAAACCCUGGGGGAUUAUAAGGCAGAUGGGAAAGUCUUGUACGAGGGAGCCAAUGGAGUCAUUGUUAAAGGGGUUGACAAAGUCACCAACGAGCUAGUUGUGUUAAAGACAGUUAAGAAACGUUCUCUGGAAACGGCACCAAACUAUCAAGCUGCCGUUAUGAGAGAGUACAAUUUAUUAAAGCCAUUGAAGAACAAGAAUAUCAUAACGAUUUUGGAUCUUUGCAGAAAUAAAGACACCGAUGAGCUUUACUUUGUUUUGCCUUAUUAUCCUCAAGGCGAUUUAUUGGACUUUUUGUCAGUUCUUCGGAAGAAUAAGAAAACCAUCAAUUCGAAUUUGAAGGACUCAAUGUUCAAGCAGAUCGUGUGUGGAGUCAAAUAUCUCCAUCAGAAUCAGGUGGCUCAUCGUGACUUGAAACCAGAAAACUUUCUUAUCAGCGACUCAGGGGACAUUAAGAUCAGUGAUUUUGGAUACUCGAUUGAUUUAAAACGACUUGACGAAGAGUUUUGGAAUUCUUCCAACCCGGUUCUAAUUUGUGGAACAAACUCAUUCAAAGCUCCUGAAAUCUUCCAAUGCGAUAAAUUGUUGAAGGAAGGUGAAAGCAUGGAAAAGGUGAAACAGCUAAUGGACUUCAAAGCACUUGAUUAUUGGGCGUUGGGAAUAGUUUACAUUCAACUUUACUUGAUGAUAAUGCCCUGGAAGACUGCCGACUUUAAUGACCCUAACUUCAGGCACUACAAGGCUAAUUUCCCCGGAUCUGACAACUUGAUUUCUAACUUGAACAAAGACUUGGAGAAUAGUAAUGCCAACUAUAAAUUGAACCCAUCUCUCAAUGUCUUCAAAGACUUGCAUUAUGGUGCCAGAUUCUAUAUAUUCAAACUACUCCACCCUUCAAAUUCCAAGCGGCUCACGGCGGAACAACUAUUGAAAUCAGACUGGAUGACCCAAUCAUAUGCUAACCCAAAAGAACUCCUAACCCUUAAGAAAUCCAUCUAACAAUCACUACAAUCACAACUUUCCCUGAUAAAACUCUGUACUGUGUAAACUAGGUAGUAUAUCAAUUCAAAGUGUAUGAAUAUAAGUUACGAAGCAAAUGGCAGUAAGGAAUAUUUAAAGGGAUAAAUACGUCCAGGGAAAGGGGAACGUUGUACAAGUAGAUGGGUGGUGAGGAAAUCUGAUUAGGCACCACAGUAUCUGACGUAAUAGGGUUGCUACCCGAGGAAGCCUUUGGUUUUCUUCUUGGUUUGGAUGAGGGUCUCAUGAGUGAAGAAUAUGUAUUCUCAAAAGAUUCUGGACGUGAUUUUGCAGCAUUAACGGUUGUUAAGGCUACCAAGUUCAACCCACCAGGAACUUGAAAUAUGUUAAAGCGAUGAAGAUGUAGACAUUUGAAAUUCUCCAACCACAUAUACAAGUAGUUUCAAUUGCUAGUACACUCCUGAAUGCCCCCAGAAUAACUAAUACCGGUGCACUACUAAUGCUAAUAUUAU
Yamadazyma tenuis ATCC 10573 is the source of this 1967-nucleotide messenger RNA. The record is from RefSeq and is a predicted model, not a curated record. Lineage: Eukaryota; Fungi; Ascomycota; Pichiomycetes; Serinales; Debaryomycetaceae.